This is a messenger RNA of Dunckerocampus dactyliophorus (ringed pipefish), 1104 nucleotides long. Its product is annotated as cyclic AMP-responsive element-binding protein 3-like protein 3-A. Gene Ontology annotation, biological process: regulation of transcription by RNA polymerase II. Gene Ontology annotation, cellular component: nucleus. The transcript has 9 exons. The record is from RefSeq and is a predicted model, not a curated record. NCBI's taxonomy places the organism in Eukaryota, Metazoa, Chordata, Actinopteri, Syngnathiformes, Syngnathidae. Gene Ontology annotation, molecular function: RNA polymerase II cis-regulatory region sequence-specific DNA binding; DNA-binding transcription factor activity, RNA polymerase II-specific. Bases 1 to 1104 code for a protein of 367 amino acids.
AUGGAUCUCAUAGACCUGCUGUUCAGGACCAAAGAUGAAACCACCAGUUGCCAUGGCAACCCACCGUGGCCCAUCACAAUGUAUGAUACCCUGAGCCCAGGGGAAAAAGAUGCAGAGGACUUUUUGGACUCCCUGCUGGCUGGGAGCGAGUCCUCCUCAGCACCGACCUCCCCGCUGUGGUCACCCUGCACCCCUGGCAGCGACAUGUGUGAGGACCACCUGACUGACAGCCCACAAAUGUCCUCUUGCACAACUUUCCCAGCCUUGGACACACACACACAGUCACUUCCUCACCUCCCAUCCCUGAAGCAUGAAACUGGGACAGCAUCUGAUGUUUCAAUUGAUCUGGGCUGGGAGUCUGGCGACCUGCAGGAGCAGCUGGGGAUGGCAUACUAUCUCACGCCCAGUCAAAGUUCUGCAAUGUCGUCUAGUCAGACCGUCACAGUGAAGGAUUUACUCUUAUCCAACCUGGGACAGAAAAUAAUUCCCCAGCAUCCACUGCAAGAACUGGUGCUUAGUGAGGAUGAGAAGAAACUUCUGGCAAAGGAAGGCAUUAACUUGCCCAGCAAAUUGCCUCUCUCCAAGCUUGAAGAGCGCGUUUUGAAGAAGAUCCGGCGGAAAAUACGCAACAAGCGCUCAGCUCAAGAGAGCCGCAAAAAGAAGAGGGAAUAUGUGGAUAGUCUGGAGGAAAGAAUGUCUGCGUGUAACGCUCAUAACCUCCAGCUGCAGAGAAAGAUCCACCAACUGGAGGAGACAAACAAUGCUCUGUUGGAGCAUCUGAGCCAGCUGCAAGCACUCCUUCCUAACAGCUCCAACAAAACAACACAAAAAGGAACCUGUCUCUUGGUUUUGCUUCUCUCUUUCUCUCUCAUCAUUUCCUCAAAUAUGAAACCGAAUCCGUACAACCAACUCAGCCAAGGAGAGUACACAGAGACCUCAGUGGUAUCACGUUCCUUGCAGUCGGUCAACGAAGUGAAAGAGGUCGCUGCUACUCGUCCCCUCUUCUCGAUCUCAUGGAGCAUGGAGUCCCUAAGUAGUCUAAUGGAGAAGCUUUUGAAACAUCAUCCCUCCUUGGAUGAUCACAGAAUGGGCAACAACCACUGA